This is a messenger RNA of Solanum stenotomum, 1452 nucleotides long. Its product is annotated as protein PELPK1-like. Lineage: Eukaryota; Viridiplantae; Streptophyta; Magnoliopsida; Solanales; Solanaceae. The coding region runs from base 35 to 1270 and encodes 411 amino acids. The record is from RefSeq and is a predicted model, not a curated record. The transcript is spliced from 2 exons.
ACCAAAUAUCUAGCCUUAGAAUCCAAUUCUCUCAAUGGGAAGCCAAACGAAGAAGCAAUGGCUUCAAUUUGCUUGUGCUUUGGUAUUUUUCUUGAUUGCCACAUGCACUAUGGCUUAUUCACCUUAUAAUUCUUAUGAAUCAUCAGAUUCAACAUAUAAUAAAGUACCAAACACAGUAGUCAAAAGUGAAGACUUCAAGGUACCCUCAGAGUCAGAAAAGGAAUAUGAGUCGUCAUUUUUGCCAAAAAAUGAUUACAAUAAGAAACCAUCAGUUUCAGAAGAUAACUAUAAGAAAGUACCCGUUGUUCCCGAACAUGAAUCAUUCUUGCCAAAGAAUGACUACUACAAGACGCCAUCAUUUUCAGAAGAUAACUACAAGAAGGAGUCAUAUGUUCCAGAGGUACCCUCGAUGGCUAAACCAGAAUAUAAGGAGUCAUUUUUUCCAAAAUUUGACUACUUCAAGAAGCCAUCAGUUUCAGAAGAUAACUACAAGAAGUCGUCAUAUGUUCCAGAGGUACCCUCGAUGGCUAAACCAGAAUAUAAGGAGUCAUUUUUUCCAAAAUUUGACUACGUCAAGAAGCCAUUAGUUCCAAAAGAUAACUACAAGAAAGCGUCAUAUGUUCCAGAGGUACCCAUAGAGCCUAAACUGGAAUACAAGGUACCAUCUUUGCCAAAGAAUGACUACUAUAAGAAGCCAUUAGUUCCAAAAGAUAAUUACAAAAAGGUAUCAUAUGUUCCAAAGGUGCCCUCAGUGCCUAAAGAAGAAUACAAUGUACCUUCUUUUCCAAAGAAUGAUUACUACAAGAAGCCAUCAGUUCCAGAAGAUAACUACAAUAAGGUACUAUUUGUUCCAAAGGUGCCCUCAGUGACUAAAGAAGAAUACAAGGUGCCUUCUUUGCAAAAAAAUGAUUACUACAAGAAGCCAUCAGUUUCAGAAGAGAACUACAAAAAGGUUUCAUAUGUUCCAAAGGUUCCCUCAGUGCCUAAAGAAGAAUACAAGGUACCUGCUUUGCCAAAGAAUGAUUACUACAAGAAUCCAUCAGUUCCAGAAGAAAACUACAAAAAGGUACCAUUUGUUCCAAAGGUGCCCUCAGUGCAAAAUGACUACUACAAGAAGCCAUCGGUUUCAGAAGAUAACUACAAAAAAGUGUCAUAUGUUACAAAGGUGCCCUCAGUGCCUAAAGAAGAAUACAAGGUGCCUUCUUUGUCAAAUAAUGACUACUACAAGAAGCCAUCACCUUCUCCAUCACCACCACCUCCAUAUUAUUAAAUUUCCAUAUUUCAUGUUCAACAUGGAUGUUUCAUUUAAGUCCUUCUCCAGCUCAACAUAUAUAACUCAUAGGGUUCUCAUAUUAUGAGUUAGAAGGCAUGAUGUCAAAAUUUGUAUUUAUUUAUUUAUUUUUCCUUUUCCUGCUCCGGUUUGUAAUUGUUUUGUCAUUUAAAUUCUAUAUU